Ipomoea nil (Japanese morning glory) is the source of this 2069-nucleotide messenger RNA. Its product is annotated as ABC transporter G family member 10-like. The transcript has a single exon. Bases 5 to 1816 code for a protein of 603 amino acids. Gene Ontology annotation, cellular component: membrane. The record is from RefSeq and is a predicted model, not a curated record. Lineage: Eukaryota; Viridiplantae; Streptophyta; Magnoliopsida; Solanales; Convolvulaceae. Gene Ontology annotation, molecular function: ATP hydrolysis activity; ATP binding; ABC-type transporter activity.
UUCAAUGGAUCAUCAUCUCCCUGUGAAAGCACCAAUAAGCCAUGAGAGAUACAAGAUUGAAGCCAAGAAUCUGUCCUACAAACUCCCUCCAACGUACGGCAACUUCAAAAGGUUAUUAGGUAGGCAGUUGAUCAGUGACAGCAACAACCUCAGGAGUAGUAGUACCAGGUAUGUUUUAAGGAAUGUGAACUGUGAGGCCAAUCCUGGGGAAAUAACAGCAAUUGCAGGCCCAAGUGGGGCAGGAAAGACAUCCCUGCUGGAUAUUCUUGCUGGGAUUUUCGUCCCCUCCAGACUUUCUGGCCAUGUUCUUGUCAAUGAUCACCCAAUGAAGCCUGCAAAUUUUCGGAGAGUUUCAGGUUAUGUCACACAGGAGGAGGCUCUUUUCCCCCACCUCACCGUCGAGGAAACUCUGAUGUACAGCGCGAGAUUUAGGCUUUCGGGGGGGUAUGAUGAUGGUGACAAGGCGAAACAGAUUGUUUCUCAGCUGUUGAAGGAGCUUGGUUUGGGGCAUGUUGGUGGGGUGAGAGUGGGGGCCCUCUCGGGGGGCGAGAGGCGUAGGGUGUCAACCGGGGUGGAGCUCGUGCAUAAUCCCGCUGUUUUGCUGCUGGAUGAGCCAACUUCCGGGCUGGAUUCUGCUUCAGCACUUGAUGUUCUGUUGCUGCUAAAGUCGAUGGCCAAGAACCGUGCUAAAACCGUGGUGUUAACCAUCCACCAGCCCGGUUUUAGGAUUCUUGAAUUGCUCGAUCGAGUUGUGUUGCUAUGCAAUGGCUUUGCCCUCCACAAUGGAUCCCAACGCCUUCUCGAAGAGAGGCUUAAGUCCUCGGGGAAUCCCAUCCCUUAUCGAGCCAAUUUGCUCGAAUUCGCCAUUGAAUUGACAGAUAUCCUUGCAGAAAGUCUACAAAUCAAAGAAGAAUGUGACAAUUCUAUUGUCAAUAAUGUCAAAGAGAAGCAUAGUUUUCACUCAAAUGCUCCACUUAAGGAGGUGUGGAUUCUGAGCCAGAGAUUCUGCAGAAACAUUUUCAGAACCAAACAGCUUUUCUUGGCUAAAAUGGUUCAAGCAUUGCUCAACGGGGUUCUACUCGGGACGAUAUUUCAGAAUGCUUUUAAUCACCCAAAAGAAGCAAAGCUACAAACUCAACUCGGAUUCUUCGCCUUUAGUCUCACCUUCUUGCUGUCUUCGAACACAGAAGCCCUCCCGAUUUUCUUAGACGAGAGGAGAAUUCUGAUGAGGGAGACCUCGCGAAGAGCCUAUAGGAUCUCUUCCUACACAAUAGCAAACGCCAUAGUUUUUCUUCCUUUCCUAUUAGUACUAUCCCUGGUCUACACUAUCCCGGUGUACUGGCUAGUUGGAUUACGUUGCGAUUUCAAUGCAUUCGUGUACUACUCCCUGGUGUCCUGGAUGGUUUUCGCGAUGGGGAAUUCAUUCGUGGCAGCAUGUGCUGCUCUGGUGCCCGAUUUCAUCGUGGGAAUGUCGUUCCUAGGGGGUAUGAUCGGGGCGUUUUUCCUCUUCUCUGGGUACUUCAUAAACAAGGAUGGCUUGCCAAAGUUCUGGCUUUUCAUGCAUUAUUUGAGUCUUUUCAAGUACCCAUUUGAGUGUCUUCUGAUAAAUGAGUAUGGAGGGGAGAAUGGGAGGUCAAAAUGUGUUCAGAGAGUUGAUGGAGUGUGUUUGUUGUAUGGGAAUGAGCUUUUGGAGAUGGAAGGCAUUAAGGAGUCACAGAAAUGGUUCAAUUUAGGUGUGAUGGCUGCCUUCAUUUUGGGAUACAGAUUUCUGUGUUUUCUGAUUCUCUGGUUCAGAUCUUACCGAACUAGAAGUUGAAUCGUGUAUGAGUACUGAUAACGUUUGUAAAUUCUAAACUUUUAUCUGUCUUGAAUUUGAUGUUCGAAUAUUCUUACUGUUUUUGGAUUAGGGUACUUUGUCUUAGGCGCCGUUAUAGAAAGUUUAGAUUUUGUGCUCGAUGAUCUAAUAACUAAUGAGAAAGUCAUUAGGUGAGUUCAUACAAGUUUGUGUUGAAUUGGUAUAAUUUUUGUAUAGUAAUAUAUGUAAGGGCAACAUGAUAUAUUACAUUAUA